This is a messenger RNA of Penicillium angulare, 1017 nucleotides long. Its product is annotated as amidohydrolase family protein. The coding region runs from base 1 to 1017 and encodes 338 amino acids. The transcript has 2 exons. Gene Ontology annotation, molecular function: hydrolase activity; carboxy-lyase activity. NCBI's taxonomy places the organism in Eukaryota, Fungi, Ascomycota, Eurotiomycetes, Eurotiales, Aspergillaceae. Gene Ontology annotation, cellular component: cytosol; cytoplasm. Gene Ontology annotation, biological process: secondary metabolic process. The record is from RefSeq and is a predicted model, not a curated record.
AUGCUCGGCAAGAUCGCACUCGAAGAAGCCUUUGCGCUUCCCCGCUUCCAGGAGAAGACGAGGUGGUGGGCGGGUAUGUUCGCCACUGAUGUCGAUAAGCACACUGCCGAGAUUACAGAUGUGGACUCUAUUCGAUUGAAUUUCGCCGAGAAGCAUGGUGUUGGUCUUCAGAUUCUCUCUUACACUGCACCUGGUGUACAGGAUAUCUGGGACGCGAAAGAUGCACAAGCCCUCGCAGUGGAGAUCAACGACUAUAUCGCCGAGAAGGUGAAGGCGCACCCCGAUCAGUUCGCUGCAUUUGCAACCCUCUCCAUGCACGAUCCCCAAGAAGCAGCACAGGAACUCCGUCGCUGUGUAACAAAGUACGGAUUCCUCGGUGCCUUGGUAAACGAUACCCAGCGCGCCGGACCGGAUGGCGACGACAUGAUCUUCUACGAUAAUUCGAAAUGGGAUAUCUUCUGGCAAACCUGCACAGAGCUCGAUGUGCCCUUAUACCUUCACCCACGCAAUCCAACCGGAACAAUCUACGAAAAGCUCUGGGCGGAUAGAAAAUGGCUCGUUGGACCCCCUCUCUCCUUUGCACAGGGAGUAUCCCUCCACGCCCUAGGAAUGGUUACAAAUGGAGUCUUUGAUCGUCACCCCAAGCUGCAGAUUAUCCUCGGUCAUCUCGGAGAACAUAUCCCCUUUGACAUGUGGAGAAUUAAUCACUGGUUUGAGGAUAGAAAGAAGCUGUUGGGAUUGCAGGAGACGUGUAAGAAGACUAUAAGGGAGUAUUUUGCGGAGAAUCUUUGGAUUACUACUUCGGGGCAUUUUUCGACCCCUACGUUGCAUUUUUGUAUGGCUGAGGUUGGGGCGGAUAGGAUUUUGUUCUCGAUUGAUUAUCCUUUUGAGACUUUUGAGGAUGGGUGUGAUUGGUUUGAUAAGGCUGAGAUGUCGGAGCCGGAUCGGUUGAAGAUUGGGAGGGAAAAUGCUAAGAAGUUGUUUAAGUUGGGGCCGUAUAAGGAUAGUACUGCUUGA